AGCUCUUCCGGGUUCCUCCCUUCUUCAAGAUGGCAACGUCUGAAGACGAGUUACCGUUGCCCCGGCUUCCGGAGCUGUUUGAAACCAGCGAAAAACUUGUUGAAGAAGUGGAAGUUACGACCGAACCCACCGGCUCCCGUAUAAUCCAGGAUAAAGUGGUCAAGGGACUGGACCAACUUGAGAAGGCUGCUGAAAUGUUAUCUCAACUCGAUUUGUUCAGCCGAAAUGAAGAUUUGGAAGAGAUUGCUUCCACCGACCUGAAGUACCUGAUGGUGCCAGCGUUUCAAGGAGUCCUCACUAUGAAACAAGUCAAUCCCAGCAAGCGUCUAGAUCAUUUGCAGCAGGCUCGAGAACACUUUCUAAACUACUUAACCCAGUGCCAUAACUACCACGUAGCAGACUUUCAGCUGCCCCAAACCAAGAAUAACUCAGCUGAAAGUAACACUGCUAGUUCCUCCAUGGCCUACCCAAGUCUCGUUGCUAUGGCAUCUCAAAGACAGGCUAAAAUAGAGAGAUACAAGCAGAAGAAGGAGAUGGAGCAUAGGUUGUCUGCCCUGAAAUCUGCUGUUGAAAGUGGUCAAGCAGAUGAUGAGCGUGUUCGUGAAUAUUACCUCCUUCACCUUCGGAGGUGGAUUGGUAUCAGCUUAGAAGAAAUUGAAAGCAUUGAUCAGGAAAUACAGAUCCUGAGGGGAAAAGACUUUUCAAAAGAGGUGUCAACUUCUCAUUCAUCUUCUUCGGACAAGCCUCCAAUGAAACCGUUCAUCCUUACUCGGAACAAGGCCCAAGCCAAAGUGUUUGGAGCUGGUUAUCCAAGCUUGGCAACAAUGACAGUGAGUGAUUGGUAUGACCAGCAUCAGAAAUAUGGAGCAUUACCAGAUCAGGGAAUACCCAGACCGACAUCAGCUGAUUUGAAAAGAGAAGCUGAGCAACAGGAAGAUCAAGAACAAAAGGAGGAAGAGAACGAUGAGAAAACAGUCCACAAAAUGCGGGAGUGGGAUGACUGGAAGGACACCCAUCCUAGGGGUUAUGGGAACCGACAAAAUAUGGGCUAAGCUUCCUAUGAAAGGACAAUGGGGUACACUCCUUUGCUGCCCAGGGCAACUAUGUUACCUUCUCUUUUGCUUCAACUGGGCACAGUGAAGGCUUUCAGUUGUGUCAGAUAACUAAGUGUUUACUUGUACCCUAGAUAAUUACCAGAGAUCUUGUUUUGGCCUUACUAAUUCUCAUCAUUAUGUAUGUUAAGUGGCCAGAAAAGAGCACUGCAAAAUAGUCCUGCAUAUAACAGUGGUAGUAUGAAUAAUCUUUAAAAACGUAAUAAAGUCCCUUCUGUUAUGUGAGCCUACAAACAAA
Jaculus jaculus (lesser Egyptian jerboa) is the source of this 1350-nucleotide messenger RNA. It is a transcript of the gene Igbp1, whose product is annotated as immunoglobulin binding protein 1. Gene Ontology annotation, molecular function: protein phosphatase 2A binding. The coding region runs from base 30 to 1052 and encodes 340 amino acids. NCBI's taxonomy places the organism in Eukaryota, Metazoa, Chordata, Mammalia, Rodentia, Dipodidae. The transcript has 6 exons. Gene Ontology annotation, cellular component: cytosol. The record is from RefSeq and is a predicted model, not a curated record. Gene Ontology annotation, biological process: regulation of signal transduction; regulation of dephosphorylation.